Molecule: messenger RNA, 1128 nt
Organism: Pelmatolapia mariae (spotted tilapia)
Lineage: Eukaryota; Metazoa; Chordata; Actinopteri; Cichliformes; Cichlidae
Product: pepsin A-like
Exons: 9
Coding region: 1-1128 (375 amino acids)
Biological process (GO): proteolysis
Molecular function (GO): aspartic-type endopeptidase activity
Source: RefSeq, a predicted model, not a curated record
AUGAAGUUGGCGUUUGCUGUGUUUGCCAUGGUGGCACUGUCUGAGUGCCUCGUCCAGAUCCCUCUGGAAAAGGGCAAGAGUGCAAGGGAGGUCUUGGAGGAACAGGGUCUAUGGGAGGAGUAUAGGCAAAAGUACCCAUACAAUCCCAUGGCCAAGUUUGAUAGGAGCUUUGCUGUGGGCCCUGAAUCCAUGACCAACGAUGCUGGUCUGUCUUACUAUGGAGUCAUCUCAAUUGGAACUCCACCUCAGUCCUUUAAAGUCAUCUUUGAUACUGGCUCAUCUAACCUGUGGGUAUCCAUCUACUGCAACAGUGCAGCCUGCAACAACCACGCCAAGUUUGACCCUCGUAGGAGCAGCACAUACAGACAAAAUGGCGGACCUCUCAGUCUCACAUAUGGCACUGGCAGCAUGACUGGCAUCUUGGGAUAUGACACUGUUGGUGGUCUGGCUGUGACAAACCAGAUCUUUGGUUUGAGCCAAACUGAGGCCCCCUUCAUGCAGAACAUGCAGGCUGACGGUAUAUUUGGUCUGGCCUACCCAAGCCUGUCUCUCUCCAGUGCAACACCUGUGUUUGACAACAUGAUGAAUGCCGGCCUGAUCAACCAGAACCUCUUCUCCGUGUAUCUGAGCUCUAACAAUCAGCGAGGCAGUGUGGUGACCUUUGGUGGUGUUGAUACCAAUCACUACUCUGGUUCCAUCACCUGGAUUCCUCUCUCCAGUGAACUGUACUGGCAGAUCACAGUUGACAGUGUUUCUGGUAAUGGUCAGGCUGUAGCUUGUAAUGGUGGCUGUCAGGCUAUUGUGGACACUGGAACCUCUAUGAUUGUUGGACCUCAGAGCGACAUUGACAACAUCAAUGCCUGGCUGGGAGCAAGUUGCCAGAAUGGAGAGUACAUUGUCAACUGCAACAACAUCGGUCAAAUGCCUGAUGUGACCUUCAACAUCAAUGGACAGCAGUUCACUCUCCCAACCUCUGCCUAUGUCUAUCAGGUUCAGUAUAAUAACUGUAUCACAGGCUUCAGUGCUACAGGUGGCAACAUGUGGAUCCUGGGCGAUGUCUUCCUCAGACAGUAUUAUUCCAUCUACAACAGAGGCCAGAAUAUGUUGGGUCUGGCCAAGGCUAGAUAA